AUGAAUAGAAAGCAAAAAUCAAUCUAGAAGAAAAGCUUAGAGAAUUCAUAGGGACUUCAAUAGAAAUAACCCGAAUCCUAAGUCUAAGAGUAUGAGAAUAAAGAACCUCAAUAAUCUCAAAUCGGAGAGCCUUAUAACGAAAAACGUGUCAAGUUCCAUCAUAAAAAGUACAUCAGAAAUGAAAGUUUGAGUUAAGCUUAAAUAUUGAAGAAGAGAUCAAAAUGUGACUAGUAAACUAAUUGGAAAGAGGAAGAUUAGAAUGACUUCUCCGGCAAACAUUCAAAAAAUAGCAACACCAUCUAGUAAAUUCCUUAAGAUUUAGAUCUUAACAUUGAAAUCAUGAAUGAAGAUACAUAAUUACCAUAAAAUACCGAAGAGUCCUCAGAAACUGAUGAUGCUGUCAAUAAUUCCGUUCCUACAAUUGCUAGAAACAAAUCUUAAGAGUGUAAGUAAAAAAAGUUAGAGAAAUGUAUAAGGCACUCCCUAGAAGAUGAGGAUAUUCAUUAACGCAACUUAAAGAUUAAGCUUAACAAUGAGAAAGAUCUUGAAUAUGAGGAGUAUUUCAUAUCUGAGGAGUAAUUCAAUUAGAGUCUUCUCCAAACUCAGGAUCAUAAUAAUGAAGGCUCCAGAGAAAUCUUAAACCGUAAAGAUCAAAGUACAGGGAUAGUAGAGUUGUUAAAUUCUAAUAGCCAAUUUGAUGAAAGAACUACUAAAGAGAAUACCAAUCAUCUUUGA
Molecule: messenger RNA, 735 nt
Organism: Stylonychia lemnae
Lineage: Eukaryota; Ciliophora; Spirotrichea; Sporadotrichida; Oxytrichidae
Source: the annotation of a GenBank genome assembly